This is a messenger RNA of Vicia faba (fava bean), 2622 nucleotides long. NCBI's taxonomy places the organism in Eukaryota, Viridiplantae, Streptophyta, Magnoliopsida, Fabales, Fabaceae. The record is from the annotation of a GenBank genome assembly.
AUGAGGUCUUUCUUCCCUGCAGAAUCAUCUAAGGAAGAAUACUCAAGUUCUCUUAAUCCUCAAUCAUGGCUUCAGGUUGAAAGAGGGAAGCUUCCCAAAUUGUCAUCGAUAGAAUCUCUAAUCAAAGUCCAGCAGCCGCCCGUGCUACCGUUCUUUAAACCUGUUGAUUAUGUUGAAGUUUUAGCGCAAAUCCAUGAAGAACUUGAGUCGUGUUCUUCACAGGAACAGUCGAAUCUGUUUCUGUUUCAAUAUCAGGUCUUUAAAGGCCUUGGAGAUGUUAAACUGAUGCAAAGAAGUCUCCGGGAAGCAUGGCGGAGGGCAGGUAAACGCCAAAACGAAUAUGGGCCGAUAGAUGUGCAAUCUCAUAUUUCUGAUAUAAAUGUAAGUUCCCAGGAGAAGGUCUUGAUGAAUGGGAACAACACUUCACCGUAUGUUGUUUUUACGAUAGGGGAUGAGAAGAUAGUGUGUGAUAGACAAAAGUUUUCUGAACUCUCGGCGCCAUUUCACACAAUGUUAAAUGGGGUUUUCUGUGAAUCGGUUUCGGAGGCUAUAGAUUUGUCUGAAAACAAUAUAUCUUCUUCGGGUAUGAGGGCAAUAAGUUAUUUCAGUAUGACUGAUAGUUUACUUGAACAACUCUCUCCGAAGCUUUUGUUGGAGAUAUUGGUUUUCGCCAACAAGUAUUGUUGCGAUAGAUUGAAAGACGCUUGUGAUAGAAGACUUGCAUUGUUAGUUACUUCGAAAGAAGAUGCUAUCGAACUCAUGGAAUAUGCUCUUGAUGAGAAUUCAACUGUCCUUGCAGCUUCUUGUUUACAAAUCCUUUUACGUGAUCUUCCCCACUGCUUGAGCGAUAGUCGGGUGGUGGAUUUAUUUCUUCACCCAAAUAAGCAGCAGUUGACAGUUAUGGUUGGUCCAGGUUUAUAUGCACUUUUCUGCUUCUUAAGCGAAGUUUCUAUGAACGUUAAUUCUAGUUCAGACACAACAGUUCAUUUUAUGGAAAGGUUAGCUGAUUUUGCUGAAAAUGACAAGGAAAGACUGUUGGCGUUUCAUCGAUUGGGAUGUGUAAGGCUCUUGCGAAAAGAAUACGACGAAGCUCGUUGCCUUUUUGAGAGAGCUGUAAAAGCAGGUCAUAUUUAUUCUGUUGCCGGUUUAGCUCGACUCAACUCUAUACAAGGCGAGGGGCAUAUAUCUUAUGAGAAGAUCAGCUCAGUCAUUUCUCCUGUCACUCGACUUGGAUGGAUGUACCAAGAAAGGUCACUAUAUUGUGAUGGUGAUUUGAGGUGGAAAGACCUUGAGAAAGCAACUGAACUGGACCCUACUCUUGUAUAUCCCUACAUGUAUAGGGCUGCGUCUUUAAUGUGGACAGAGAAUUCUCAGGGUGCACUUGCCGAAAUAAAUCGGAUACUUGGCUUCAAACUUUCGUUAGAAUGCUUGGAACUACGGUUUUUUAUCUAUCUGGCUCUCGAGGACUACAAAGCCGCCCUUCGCGAUGUUCAAGCAGUUCUUACUCUGUGUCCACAUUAUAGAAUGUUUGAGGGACGUGUAGCUGCAUCUCAACUCCGUACUCUUGUGCUUGAGCACGUUGAACAUUUGACGACGGCAGAUUGUUGGGCACAAUUAUAUGACUGUUGGUCUGCUGUUGAUGAUAUUGAGUCAUUAUCUGUUAUUUACCAGAUGCUGGAAUCUGAUGCGGCAAAAGGUGUUCUAUACUUUAGACAGUCAUUGCUUCUUCUAAGGCUAAACUGUCCCGAGGCUGCUAUGCGGAGUUUACAGUUAGCAUGGCAACAUGCAUCAAGUGAGCAUGAACGGCUUGUAUACGAGGGGUGGAUCUUGUAUGAUACUGGUCAUUAUGAGGAAGGGCUCCAAAAAGCUGAAGAGUCUAUUUGUAUUAAAAGGUCAUUCGAGGCCUUUUUCCUGAAGGCAUAUGCAUUGGCCGAUUCUGGUCUUGGUUCAAUAUGUUCUUCAACUGUUAUUUCACUUCUUGAAGAUGCAUUGAGGUGUCCUUCUGAUAAUCUGCGCAAAGGUCAGGUACGGUUUUUCUAUUGUACCACCUUCUGGAAACAUUUCACUAACCAACAACCAGUGACCACACAGGCCUUGAACAAUCUUGGAAGUGUUUUUGUGGAUCAUGAGAAACUGGACCAAGCAGCCGAUUGCUAUAUCAAAGCCCUAAAAAUCCAUCAUACGCGAGCCCAUCAGGGUCUUGCGCGUGUUCAUUUUCUUAAAAACGACAAGGCUGCUGCUUACAAGGAAAUGACUGAACUUAUUGAGAAGGCAAAAAGCAACGCGUCGGCGUAUGAGAAGAGAUCCGAGUACGGUGAUCGUGAUCUUACAAAGGCGGAUCUAGCAAUGGUCACUCGAUUAGAUCCACUUCGUGUGUAUCCUUAUCGAUAUCGAGCAGCAGUUUUGAUGGACAACCAUAAGGAACAGGAAGCCAUUGCCGAACUAUCACGAGCAAUUGCAUUUAAAGCUGAUUUGCACCUCUUACAUUUACGCGCAGCAUUCCAUGAACACAAAGGCGAUGUCCUAAGUGCGUUAAGGGACUGUCGUGCUGCACUCUCGGUGGAUCCAAACCACCAAGAAAUGUUGGAACUUCACACUCGUGUUAACAGCCACGAACCAUGA